AUAGCACCGACGGACAUGUUUACAUCGACCCGUUUCAAGACCAUCUGACACGUUCUUUGGGGCAUUUAUAUUCCCCAUGCGUCUUCAUGAAUAGUCCUUAGGCCUUAUUAUCGACCGCGUGAACACUCGCUGCCUCUGCAAUGGCGACUUUUGCUAAAUCCUCUUUCGACACCACCAUCUAUGCCACUUUCAGGCCAACCUACCCUAGGUCCCUGUUUGACUUCAUAUUCCGGUACCACGAACGCAAUGAGGGUGCAAGAUGGGAUAAAGCAGUCGACCUUGGUUGUGGGACGGGUCAAGCAACAGUCGAGCUCACACCCUUCAAGCGCGUCACUGGCGUCGACCCAAGUUCUAAGAUGAUUGAAGUUGCUCAAGAUACCCCCAAGAACACGCUAGAGAACACUGGGAAAUUUGAGUACAUACAGGCGAGCGCAGAGAGUCUAACAUUCUUGGAGGAUAGCAGUGUGGAUCUAGUUAUUGCCGCCCAGGCAGGCCAUUGGUUCGAUUGGAACAAAAUGUGGCCUGAGCUCGCAAGAGUGCUGAGGAAGAAUGGCAGUGCUGCAUUCUGGAUUUAUUCCGAGUUCCGCUUCGCCCGCUAUCCGUCACUCACACAGAAAAUCAAUGAUUAUAGCCAAGGCAUUGACCCACUGAACAGCGUUGGUCCAUACUGGCAGCAACCCGGCCGUUCAAUUUUAGAGAACCACUUGAUUGAAAUUCCAGAUGGCAAUGAAGUUGUACCUGGCGCGUUCAGUGAUUUCGAGAGAGUCUUCUUCACAGGCGACUACUACCCAUCCCUCCCUUCCCCACGCUCUGUGAUCAUGCACAAGAAGAUGACGUGGGAUGGCCUGCUAUCUUAUCUCAAUACGUGGAGCUCGUUGCACACGUUCCGUCAGCACAACCCUACAGAUGAGGAGAACCCGCGUGGAGAUGUUGCAGUUCGGUUCUGGAAAGAUCUCAAGGAGAGUGUCGAGCGGGAGGAUGGGAGGGCCGUGGAAGGACAUGAUGAAGUAGACAUUGAAUGGCCGAUGGCGAUGAUAAUGAUUAAGAGAGCGUAAUAGUGCUAUUGGCAAUUGGUGAUACCAUGACUCGCAAGGCUAGAAAAUCAUAACAAAUACAGUAUCAAAUGAAUUGAACGCUGACUCCCCUAUGCUAUUACUGCCAAAUCUCGUCAGAGUAGUUUCCUUGGCCGGAGCGAGCUCGCCUGUUUUCGACGACGAAUUCACAAUCAACAUUGCAACUAUAUUAACAUUUCCAGAUUUUCCAAGUGCAAUAAUUCGGUCAGAAUUAAUACGCAUGCCCUUUCCGAGGUGGCCCGUCACGAGAUCAGCCCGCUGACCUUAUCAGUG
This is a messenger RNA of Suillus bovinus, 1346 nucleotides long. RefSeq names its product S-adenosyl-L-methionine-dependent methyltransferase. NCBI's taxonomy places the organism in Eukaryota, Fungi, Basidiomycota, Agaricomycetes, Boletales, Suillaceae. The transcript is spliced from 6 exons. Bases 141 to 1055 code for a protein of 304 amino acids. The record is from RefSeq and is a predicted model, not a curated record. Gene Ontology annotation, molecular function: S-adenosylmethionine-dependent methyltransferase activity.